AUGUAUGCAUUGAUGGACCUGGAUCCUGAUGGAAUUGCCAUCAUGUCCACGUACAAGUAUGGGUCAUACCGGCUUGCUCACGAAGACGUCACGACGAAUGAUAGACCUGGAUUGAGCUUGCCCAAUAUCCGCUGGCUUGGAGUCAAGGCACACCAGAUCAGCCGAACUCCGGUUGGCGAGAGUGACACGGGUACAGGUGCGAUACCACGACUGCAGGGUGUCAUGAAGUUGACAUGGCGAGAUCGCGGCAAAGCGAUGAGGAUGCUGGAGUGGGACUUGUGCGCUGAUGAUGGCCCAGAGCAGGAGUGGAGAGGGGCAUUGCAGUCCAUGCUUAUGCUCAAUGGGAAAGCGGAGAUGCAAAUACUGGAUGAAUUACCAGAUGGGCUGGUUGGGUGGCUACACAGCGAACUUGUCCAAGAAUGUGAGCAGGCUGCUGUGCAUGAGAAUAGCCGGGCGACGAGGUUUCAAGUUGCAGAAGAUGGGAUGCUGUUUUGA
This is a messenger RNA of Plenodomus lingam JN3, 495 nucleotides long. The record is from RefSeq and is a predicted model, not a curated record. Lineage: Eukaryota; Fungi; Ascomycota; Dothideomycetes; Pleosporales; Leptosphaeriaceae.